This is a messenger RNA of Prunus armeniaca (apricot), 4992 nucleotides long. The record is from the annotation of a GenBank genome assembly. NCBI's taxonomy places the organism in Eukaryota, Viridiplantae, Streptophyta, Magnoliopsida, Rosales, Rosaceae.
AUGUCUGGUGGUCUUUCUUUCUUCUUGGUAUUGCUAUCGUUGGUGAGUUCAGUCAAACCUGAUGGAAUUCAGGACAAAUGUCAAAUAACCCAACAGAUAACUGCAAGAGUUGGUUGUGUCAUUGAUCACAGAUCUCGAGUGGGAAAAGAACAGAAAGUAGCCAUGGAAAUGGCUAUCCAAGAUCUUUCUAAGUCAAUCUGCGCUAGAGUGGAUUUACACCUGAAAGAUUCACAAGGGAACUCAGCUCGAGCAACAGCUGCAGCAAUCAGUCUCCUCAGUAGCAAACAAGUUGUAGCCAUCAUCGGAACACUGACCAUGCAAGAAGCAGCUCUACUCUCUGAGAUCGAAAAUAGUUUUCCCAUCAUAUCCCUUACUUCCACCGCCAUGAGCCCACCAUCAGAGUCACUUCAAUGGCCAAUUUCCAUCCAAAUAGCUAACAACAUUGCCUUCCAUAUGCAAUGCGUUGCGGCCUUAGUUGGUCAUUUCCAAUGGCGAAAGGUGACUGCAGUUUACGAGCACAAUAAUGAAUUUUCCUCCCAUUUAGGGAUCAUAACUCUCCUCUCUGAUUCACUUAGAUUAGUCAACUCAGAUAUUGAACACUACCAAGCCUUCCCAUUCUUGCCUUCUGUCUCACACCCGGAGGCCCUUGUUGAAGAAGAGCUUAAGAAGUUGAGAAGCAAGAGCAAUAGGGUCUUCUUAGUCAUGCAGUUCUCUUUGCAGUCAGCUGUCAUUUUCUUUGAAAAGGCAAAGCAGCUGGGCAUGAUGGACAAAGGCUAUGUGUGGAUUGUCACAGAUGAGAUUGCAAACCUUCUUGAUUCUGUUGACACUUCUGUCAAGUAUAACAUGCAAGGUGUCAUUGGUGUUAAAAUUCACUUUGCAGAAACCUCAUUCAAGCAGUUCAAAACCAGAUUUCGCAGGCUAUAUGGACUACGGUACCCUGAAGAAGAAGAAUAUUCUUGUCCUAGUAUCUUCGCUUUCCGAGCUUAUGAUGCAAUUUGGGCCACUGGUCGAGCCAUUAAAAUAUUGCAACAGGGAAAUGUUACCUCAAAAGAACUGUCUCAAAAAAUCCUGUCGACUGCUUUCCAAGGUCUAAGUGGCAUGAUAGAGUUCAAAAAUGGAAUGCUAUCACAACCACCAACCUUUCAAAUCAUUAAUGUGAUUGGCAGAAGCUACAGAGAGAUGGCAUUCUGGUCACCAAGAUACGGUUUCUCAGAAAACUUGAUGAAACAUACUGAUAUGAAUGCUUUUGCUGAAGUUUUGGGUCCAAUCUAUUGGCCUGGUGGAUUACAGACAACCCCAACGGGAUGGACACCUGUUGAUGUGGAUAGACCCUUAAAGAUAGGGGUUCCUGCGAUGGGUGCAUUCACCCAGUUUGUGAAAGUAAGAUAUGACCCGGACACGAACGAGACAGACAUCUCAGGAUUUUCAAUUGAUGUGUUUGAAGCAGCUGUCAAACAUCUCCCUUAUCAAUUGCCUUACGAGUUUGUGCCCUUCAAUGGCUCAUAUGAUGAGAUGGUGGAACUGGUCUCCAAUAAGCCAUACAUAAGCUCUGGGCUGGAGAUGGUAGUCACUGUGAAGCCAGAUAAGCUGAAGGAAACAGAGAUGUUGGUGUGGCCUUUCACCAGAGAUAUGUGGUUCCUCCUGUUUGUUACACACCUUUCUGUAUGCUUGGUCGCCUGCUUAAUGGAAAUUGUACAUGGACGUAGCUUGGAGGACAUUGGAGCCUUUUGGUUCUGCGUUGAUGUCCUGUUAUUUGCGCCGAGAGAACAAUUUAAGAACCCUUGGGCUCGGUUGCUGAUGGCUCCAUGGCUAUUGGCGAUUGUAGUUGUAACAGCUACUUUCACUGCAAGCCUCUCCUCCAUGAUGACCAUCUCUCGGGUCCAACCAUCUGUGCUUGAUAUUGAAACACUAAAGAUGACAAAUGCAACCGUUGGUUGCAAUGGAAACUCUUUUAUUGUGAGGUACUUGAUUAAUGUCUUAGAGUUUAGACCAGAAAAUAUCAAGAGUAUUGCCUCCAUAAGUGACUACCCAGAGGCCUUUGAGAGGAAGGAUAUUACAGCAGCUUUCUUUGUUUCUCCCCAUGCUAAAGUCUUCCUUGCAAAAUACUGCAAUGCCGGCUUUACCAAAACAGGAUCAGUGCACAAGCCUAGCGGUUUUGGAUUUGUUUUUCAAAAGGGUUCGCCUCUGGCUAUUGACAUCUCAGAGGCAAUGUUAGAGGCAACUGAGAGUGGACAAGUGGAAAAGUUAGAAAAACAAAUGCUCUCCUCUUAUAAUUGCUCCUCUCCAAUCAACUCAAACAAUGGUUCAAUAGGUCCUGGACCUUUCUCUGGCCUAUUUCUAAUAGCAGGUUUGGCUUGUGCAUUGGCAUUUUUGGUAACAAUUGUGCGAAUAGGUGUUGUUGUUGAUUACAGCUCUCGUGUGGGCAAGGAACAGAAAAUAGCCAUGAAAAUGGCUAUCCAAGACCUUUUCCACUCAACCUGCGCUAGAUUGGAUUUGCACCUUAAAGAUUCACAAGGCAAUUCAGCUGGAGCAAUAGCUGGUGCAAUCAAUCUGCUCAAUAGCAAACAAGUUGUAGCCAUAAUUGGAACACUGACCAUGCAGGAAGCAGCUCUAGUUACUGAGAUUGAUCAUAAUACCACCAAAAUGUUUCCCAUCAUAUCACUUCCUUCCACUACCAUAAGCCCACCAACUGAGUCUCGUCAAUGGCCAAAUUUCUUCCAAUUAGCUAACGAUAUCCUCUUCCAUAAGCAAUGUGUUGCAGCCUUAGUUGGUCAUUUCCAAUGGCGAAAGGUGACUGCAAUUUACGAGCACAAAAAUGAACUUUCCUCCGCUUCUGCAAUCAUGAUUAGUAUCCUCUCUGAUUCACUUAGAUUAGUCAACUCAGAGAUUGAGCACUACAGAGCUUUCCCAUCCCUUUCUUCUCUCUCUGACCCGGAUGGCUUCGUUGACAAGGAACUUAAGAAGUUGAGAAGCAAGAGCAACCGGGUUUUUAUAGUCAUGCAGUUUUCUUUACAGUCAGCUGUCCUUCUCUUUGAAAAGGCAAAGCAAUUGGGCAUGAUGGACAAAGGCCAUGUAUGGAUCGUAACAGAUGAGAUUGCAAGCCUUCUUGAUUCUGUUGAUUCUUCUAUCAAAUACAACAUGCAGGGUGUUGUUGGUAUUAAAACCAACUUCAUAGAAACUACAAAGACUUUCAGACGGUUCAAAACCAGAUUUCGCAGAAUAUACGGACUACAAUACCUUGAAGAAGAAGAAAAUUAUAGUCCUAGUAUCUUUGCUCUUCGAGCUUAUGACACAAUUUGGGCGAUUGCUGGAGCCAUGAAAAAUGUUACCACAAAAGAAUUGUCUCAAAAAAUUGUGUCCACUUCUUUCCAAGGUCUAAGUGGCAAGAUAGAAUUCAAAAAUGGCAUGCUAUCACAACCGCCAACCUUUCAAAUCAUUAAUAUUGUUGGCAAAAGCUACAGAGAAAUAGCAUUCUGGUCACCAAGAUUUGGUUUCUCAGAGAACUUGAUCAAGCACAGUGACAUGAAAGAGAGGAUUGAGAAUGGUUCUAUUCAAGUUUUGGGUCCAAUCUAUUGGCCUGGUGGCUUGCUAGCAACCCCAAAGGGGUGGAUACCAGUUGAAGGGGAAAGACCCUUAAAGAUUGGGAUCCCUGCAAGGGGUGCGUUCAAUCAAUUUGUGAAAGUAAGCUAUGAUCAGGAGAGGAAUGAGACAAAAAUAUCUGGAUUUUCAAUUGAUGUUUUUGAAGCAGCAGUCAAACAUCUCCCUUAUCAAUUGCCUUAUGUCUUUUUUCCCUUCAAUGGCUCAUAUGAUGAAUUGGUGCAACAGGUCUACUACAAGGGCUUGGAUGCAGCUGUUGGUGAUAUAGAAGUCAUAGCGGAUCGGUAUCGUUUUGUUGAAUUCUCACAGCCAUAUGUGAGCUCUGGACUUGUGAUGGUAGUCACUGUAAAGCCAGAUAAGCUGAAGGAAAAAUGGAUGUUCAUGAAGACCUUCACCAAAAGCAUGUGGUUCCUCAUGAUUGUGGCACACCUUUCUGUAUGCUUUGUCGUCUGGUUAAUUGAAAAUGAACAUGGAGACAACCUUGAACUAAAGGGCAUUGGGGCCAUCCUUUGGUUCUCUGUCACUGUCCUGUUCUUUGCACAGAAUGUCGAUCUAAAAUAUGCAGGAGAACGAGUUCAGAGCAACUGGGCUCGGUUGGUGCUGGCUCCAUGGUUGGUGGUGAUUCUAGUUGUGACAGCUACUUUCACUGCAAGCCUCACCUCCAUGAUGACCGUCUCUCGAGUUCAGCCGUCUGCUCUUGAUGUUGAAACACUUAAGAGAACAAAUGCAACUGUUGGGUGCAAUGGUAAUUCUUUUAUUGUUAGAUACUUGAUUAAUGUUUUAGAAUUCAAACCAGAAAAUAUCAAAAGCAUUGCCUCAAUAAGUGACUACCCAAAUGCCUUUGAGAGGAAAGAUAUUGCUGCAGCAUUCUUUGUUGCCCCCCAUGCUAAAGUCUUCCUUGCAAAGUACUGCAAGGGAUAUAUCAACUCAGGACCAGUUUACAAGCCUAGCGGCUUUGCAUUUGUUUUUCCGAAGGGUUCUCCUUUGGCUUUUGACAUAUCAGAGGCAAUCCUAGAGACCAAUGAGAGAGGACAAGUGGAACAACUAGAAAAACAAAUGCUCUCCUCUUAUAACUGUUCCUCUUCAAUCAAGUUGGAGAAUGAAGAUUCCAUAGGUCCUGGGCCUUUCUCUGGCCUCUUCUUAAUUUCGGGUUUCAUUUGUGCAUCUGCAUUUUUCGUCACAGUUGUGCGUAUAGCGGGUAGGCAUAUGCAGAACUUGAGCUGCAUACGAGCAAUGUUGAUCAACACAAGAAUUUGGAGAUGGGCUUCGAUAAAAUCUAAAAGCCAGUGUUCCACAAGUAGCUCGAUGGUGAAGCCAAACAGCCAAGGAGAAAAGCUUGAUGAGCUAGAAGACAAUUCAAUGAGUACCGGAAUGGUAAUUAUUACUCAACACUGA